GUUCAUCGAAUUCUUUUGAUGUCAUACCAUUUGCACUAGAUCGGGCAUGUUUCUUGAAUAUUUCCUCAAAUUUUGAUAAAACAAACCUUCAAAAAGAAAAUUAUAUCAACACACACAUUUAAUAAAGUGAAUCAACAUAUUGUUAGAGUGACACUUAAAGUUAUAAACAAGUCGAUUUGAAUAUUCAAAUAUUCACUUCAAUUUUGAUUAUUUUUAAGUCCGCCUCACGCCCGUAAGAACCUGGGCUCCGAUACCACAUGUUGGGACUGCGCGUGCCCUCACCCCAACCCCGCAUUAGUAUGAUAUUGUCCGCUCUGGGCCAAGCCCUCACGGAUUUAUCGCACGAGAGGCUUGGUCACAUGCUUGAGAGUUGUCAGAAUAUCCUCCCUGAAGGUGAUAUUCCUUCUCUUUCCAUACAUUCAGAUCAUGGGGGAGAAGAAGGAGAAAAAUGUUGUGGUGAUGAUGUUGCUCGUGAUGGUGAUGUACUUGAGCCACUUCAUAUUGAGCAUGGAGUUCUGCCACAGAGGGUUCCUCAAAUUGGUAUAUUUGAGAGAGAUUGCUACCGGGAAGAAGUGAAGAAGGUGCACCAGAGAGAGUGGGUUCAAGCCAAGCGAGAUGGGGUUAUAUCCUUGCUUGAUGGACAUGGUCUUUCCCUGGUAAAGUUGCAUGGAAGCAAGCGAGCACCCAAGAGCAAUCGGGUGUUCAAGUUGAAGAGAAAAGAGUGUUGCUCACAACCUACGGAUUUGGCGCAGUUGGUUGUGAAAGGUUUGUAUGAUAUUUAUCAUCAUUGAGUUUUACCCCCCAUGUAGGUGUGAGGGGGAGAUUUGUUGGGGUAUCCCUCCUACAUGGAGGAAGGAGUUCCUAAACAAUACAUUUGGUGUUAAAAA
Molecule: messenger RNA, 887 nt
Organism: Cuscuta campestris
Lineage: Eukaryota; Viridiplantae; Streptophyta; Magnoliopsida; Solanales; Convolvulaceae
Source: the annotation of a GenBank genome assembly